AUGGCACCCAAGAAGAUCAUCCUCAUAACAGGCGCCAACUCGGGCAUUGGCUUUGACACCGCUUACGCUCUCGCUUCCGCCUCCCCAGAUAAUCACAUCAUCAUGGCCUGUCGGAGCAUGGAUAAAGGCGCCAAAGCCCUUGAAAGCAUCCAGGCCCGCGACCCCAAAGCACUUGGCACAUUCAGCCUUCUGGAACUCGACAUCACCAACGACGCGUCCCUCACGGCCGCCGUGGAAAAAGUCACAGCCGAAUUUGGCGUGUUGGACGUCCUGAUCAACAACGCCGGCAUCGUCAUCACAGCGCCCAAGGGCCGCCGUUCCGAGCUGGUGGACACUUUUAACACCAAUGCCGCGAGUCCGCUGGUCUUGACAGAGCACUUACUCCCGCUUUUGAAGAAGAGUCAGGAUCCAAGGAUCAUCAACGUGUCGUCGGAACUGGGUUCGAUAAGUGAGCGGAGUGAUGAGAGUGGUGGGUAUUAUAGGUUGCCGGCCGAGGCGUACCGCAUGUCCAAGGCUGCCAUGAACAUGGCUACCGCGUGCAUGUAUGCGAUGUACAAAGGCUGGGGAUGUAAGGUGUGGAGUUAUUGUCCGGGUUUUGUGGUGACGAAUUUGACGGGCGAAGAAGCACGGCAGAAGAGGAUUGAGAUGGGUGCAGAGAGCGCGGAGACCAGUGCAGAGGGAUUGAGAGAGAUUGUGGAGGGGAAGAGGGACGGCGAGGUGGAGCCCUCCAUCACAACAUCACAGGAAGAAGCGCGCCUGGAUGGAGAUCUGCUGCCGGGUUCGGGUGAAGUCCUGGCCUUGUUGAAAGCGUAUUUCGAGCACAUCUACGUCAUACCGUCGUUCGCGUUCCUACAUCGACGAUCUGUAAUUCAGAGGUACCUGGAAGGUCCAUUGGAGACUUGCUUAGUCCUGGCAACUUGCGCGGUCACCGCGCAGCAUCUGAGACUGCAGCCAUAUUCGCCAACAAUGGCUUCGAGGUGGGCUAAGGAGGCUGAAGAGCACCUAAUGGCCAGAAUCGACUCGCUCUCGGUUCCUCGACUUCAAGCACUUGUUCUUGUCGUCAGAUACGUGAUCAAUGUCGGACAAUUUUCCAAAGCCUUCAUGGUCUCAGCACUCGCAGCAAGGUCGGCCUCAGCUUUACGCCUCAAUCACGAGCGACCAAACCUGCAUUUCUCAGCGCAGGAGACACGCCGGCGGCUGAUGUGGUCGUGCUUCAUGCUUGAUGGUCAUUUCUCCGUUGGACUGCGAGACUACGAGAUUUGUCAUGCGGACGCCAUUUACAUCCAGCUUCCGUACUCUGAGACAGCAUUCGAAGACGGGUUUGCAGUGAAGACGGCACCGCUCCGAGCAACUUCUACAGAGUCUACAGAAUCGCUGGACUUGUACGCUGCAGCUGUACGGCUCGAACCCUUCGAAGGUGACCCUACGGGACUGCUACGCUCUAUCCGCUCCUUCGAAAGCGAAUUGCAACACGUCUACCAAAGCUUGGCCGAGUCGAACCAGAAUUCACCACUGAUGUUCUCGCAAACCGAAGAACCGCAUGCUGUUGCGAUUGUCUAUCUCCUUGCGGAGUUUUCGCAGCAAUGCACCGCCCAGACCAUUGAUUCCGACACAGCGAUCUGUGCCUAUCAGAGCUCGCGGAUCAUUCUGUUCACCGCGGGGACGAACUGUACCGCCCAAAGGAUAGACAAGACAGAUGCAAUCCAGAAGGCUCGCUUCUGCCAAUCCGUCAUGGAAAGAUACUUUGCUGGAUCUUUGAUCACAGAUCCAUUGGUCAAAGAGAUCGAUGCCCUCAUUUCCCAGUAUACUUCCGAUUGGACGGGGACUGCUCCUACACCUCACCUCCAAGCUGGAGAAGACGCUUCCGAGGACAGCGCGGCGGCGUUUGGACAUGCCACCAGAAGACAGCAGCUUGCUAUUCACAGCUUAGUGCGCCGAGCGAACUUUGUGGAUGAAGACGACCACGUCGCGGCCAGUCCAAGCAGCCUCUUCUCCAAUGUGGAAUUUCAGCUUGUGGCCAUGCCGCAAAUCCAAUCCAAUCUACAGGCCCCUUCGGCGCUACAAGUCAUACAAGACGAAAUGCCUGCUGUAGGGCUUUGGCAAGGCACGGGUGUGCCGACAAGCAAUCAGCAGCCAAGAGAUUUACAGUCUGGCCUGACUGCUCAUGACGCGCCCGUUGAAGCGAAAUGGACAGACCCCCAGAACUGCGAAGAGUGGCGGGACGAAAUGCAAUUUGUGCGCAAUCCUUGGAUGGGGUUCUCAGAAUCCCUGGAGUCGUACGGGCUCACGCUUUCUCUGGAUGAUGACUAUUUUUGA
Molecule: messenger RNA, 2316 nt
Organism: Exophiala xenobiotica
Lineage: Eukaryota; Fungi; Ascomycota; Eurotiomycetes; Chaetothyriales; Herpotrichiellaceae
Exons: 6
Coding region: 1-2316 (771 amino acids)
Biological process (GO): DNA-templated transcription
Molecular function (GO): DNA binding; zinc ion binding
Source: RefSeq, a predicted model, not a curated record